GAGUGGGUCAAGAAAAAUAAAAGUUGUUGGUGCGGGAUUUUGGUGUGAUUGUGGUGAGAGAAAAAAAGCAUUUUCAGGCAUUCCUGAGGCUCAGAGAUGGCAGAUUCCACGGAGGAAGUUGUUCCAGCUGGCUGGGAGAAGAGACUGAGCCGAUCCACAGGGAUGCAUUAUUACCUAAAUAUCUACACCAAGGAGUCCCAGUGGGACCUACCCACAGCACCAGCUGAACCUGCCUCAGCACAGGGUCCCAAUAAGAUUCAGUGUUCGCAUUUGCUGGUCAAGCACACCAAGAGUCGCCGCCCGAGUUCGUGGCGCCAAGAAAACAUCACACGCUCCAAGGAGGAAGCUCACAGUCUCCUCGAUGGGUAUCGCCAACAAAUCCAAUCCGGCGAGGUGACCCUCCAGGAACUAGCGCAGAAAUUCUCAGACUGCAGCUCGGCCAAACGAGGUGGUGACCUUGGCGCCUUUGGCCGGGGUGUCAUGCAGAAAGCCUUCGAGGAGGCGGCAUUUGCCCUGAAAGUCGGUGAAAUGUCCGGGAUUGUGGACACCGAUUCUGGGCUUCAUCUCAUCCUGAGAACACUCUAAAGAAAACCACCAUCUUGGAUGUAUUUAAAAGUUCUUUUCUCUAUAUUUUCUCCAACAAAACACGAGCUCCGGGGGAAUUUUCUUUCUCAAUCCCCUCUCGGCGUUCCCGCAGCAUUUGUAGGAGUUUCUCCGUCUCCGGGGCCCCCUUGAGGAUGUCAGCAAGGAGGAAGCAACCCCGAUUGAUGGGCAGCCAUUUCUCCACCUUGAAAUUAAUGAAGAAAAAAGUCAAAAUAAAAAGCAUUUCCGGAUUAAACCAAAAAAAA
Molecule: messenger RNA, 848 nt
Organism: Lutzomyia longipalpis
Lineage: Eukaryota; Metazoa; Arthropoda; Insecta; Diptera; Psychodidae
Product: putative peptidyl-prolyl cis-trans isomerase dodo
Exons: 2
Coding region: 97-585 (162 amino acids)
Cellular component (GO): cytosol; nucleus
Molecular function (GO): protein binding; peptidyl-prolyl cis-trans isomerase activity
Source: RefSeq, a predicted model, not a curated record